Molecule: messenger RNA, 1293 nt
Organism: Fulmarus glacialis (Northern fulmar)
Lineage: Eukaryota; Metazoa; Chordata; Aves; Procellariiformes; Procellariidae
Product: zinc finger protein 777-like
Exons: 4
Biological process (GO): negative regulation of transcription by RNA polymerase II
Molecular function (GO): DNA-binding transcription repressor activity, RNA polymerase II-specific
Source: RefSeq, a predicted model, not a curated record
GCCCCGGUGGCAUUUGAAAGCGAUGCCGCUUACUUCUCUGCACAAGAGUGGGAGAAUUUGGAGGAAUGGCAGAAGGAGCUGUACAAAAACGUGCUGAGAGGGAAGAACGAGUCUCUGAUCUCUCUGGAUUACGCAAUCUCCAAACCUGACCUCCUGUCCCGGCUUCAGAGAGGAGAAGCGCCCUGCGGUGGGGAUAAGGGGGCUGAGAGAGAAUUUCCAGCAGAGAGAGAAAUUCCAGCAGAACCAAGUGCAGCAGACUAUGGCAUUCCGGAGCCGAGCUUUGCAGGCGUUGUGAAGCAAGAGGAAGAGCUGUGUGCGGAGGAGCGGGGAGCCACAGAGGAUGCAGAGUUUACCGAGCUCAGUGUGGUUCCAGCAGAUGAGGUGAUAACGUUCAAAAUAGAGCAGCUGGACUCUGAGGAAUGCCCCCAAAGCUCAGAGCCCCCCACGACUUUAUCCAGGGAGUCGGAGGAGCUGGUUUUCCAGGGUCCCAGCGAGGUGCUGCCCUUUGAUAGUCAGUACAGCUGUCCUGGAAACCAGGGCAUGAGCAGGCUGGUGCCAUCCUCUCCGGGGGAAGAGGGUCUCAGCGAAAGCAAUGCUGUCACAUUCUAUGGGCAAAACUGUCCCAACAAGAGACCUCACUCGUGUACUGCGUGUGGGAAAGGCUUCUGUCUGAAGAAGAUGCUGAUGACUCACCAGGAGAGCCACGGCACACAGUGCAGCAGCGAGCACGCUGGAGACGAGGAGGGCUUCUUCCAUCAGCAGCACCGUCGGACUCACGUGGAAGAUAGGACCCACGUGGAAGACAGGACCCACGUGGAAGACAGGACCCGUGUGGUCACGGAGAGGUUUAAGCAGAACCAGAACGCAAAAGCCCACACCAGCAUCCCAGCCACAGACAAGGUGUACGGCAGUCCCAGGUGCAUGAAAAGCGUCAACACCAAUGGCAGCUGCAAGCCAAGUCAGAGGGGCCACCCGCGGGGGAGGCCUUACAAGUGCGACAAGUGUCAGGAGUGCUUCUCCCAAAAGAAAACCCUCAUCAUCCACCAGCGUAUGCACUCGGGCCGGAGCGGAGGGGUCCUUUGGUGCUCGUACUGUGGGAAGACCUUCAGCCAUCCCUCCAAUCUGAUCCGGCAUCAGAGGAUCCACACGGGGGAGAGGCCAUACCAAUGCAACGAGUGCCCAAAGCGCUUCACCCAGAAGCAGCACCUCCUCCAGCACGAGAAGAUCCACCUGCGCGAGAGGAGCUGUGUGGUCACGCAGAGUGCGAGGAAGGCACCGCUCCACAGCUUCUAG